AUGCAGUCGUCUACACACAUUCGAAUUGUAACAAUCGAAAUAUUCGAUAGUUCUCAUUCGAUUGUCCUCAUCAUUACUCGCUAAUGCGCAUCAGUUGAGAUUCAUUAUUGUACGAAGCGUUUUAUGUGGUAACGAACGAAUGACCGCUCUUCAGGUUAUGAAACAUGUUUCAAUAACUUCUAAACAACUGGGACUUACAUCAGAUCACUGACUUUUAUAAUGCCCAAACACCACCAGCCAAUGACUCUGCUUUCACUGUGUCACACCCAAGUUUCAACAAACUUGGUUUCAACUUGCCGUUUACUCCAGCUUACUGCCCAGGAUUCAUCAGCUGCACAUGCCUUAACACUAGCUCGCCGUAGGUUUCGUCCAAAUCUGCUCUUGUCUCUGCCUGGUCUUAUACGAUCGCAGCUGAUUGAAGAAGUGUCAAAACUUUUAUCUGCACCAGCACCUGAUGGCAGUGUGGGGGGAGCAGGCCCUGCACCACUCUAUCUCCUUGCACUAUUACUUGCACCAGAUGUCCAUCAACUAAGAGUAGAAUUAUGCUGUUACUAUGGAUGCAGCCAUCAGGCAGCUCUGUUGCGUCUCUUGGCAUCAGAAGGCUGUGGAUUAGAAACCUUGGAACUUGCUCGUUCAGCCCUGCUGCGCUUAGAUCGCAGUCUGCUGCAUGAUGCUCUGAUAUCAGCCACCUCACUUCGACACCUUAUUCUUCGUAACAUAGCUGGUGAUGCAGUUCUACAAGUUAUUGGAACAGCAUGUCCUUGUCUUGUUGUACUUGAUGUAUCUCAAUCAAGACAAGUGACAGAUGCUGGACUUCGAAACCUCUUCCUUCAAGUAGAACUUCGUGAUAAAGCUUCGCCAUCUUCUGCAGCAGGAAAAUGUGAGAUAUCUAACUUAGAACAAUGUGUAAAUUCAAAUGGAGGAUGUAGUGGCAGAAGUUGGGGAAGAUUAAGAAUCUUGCUUCGACUUUUCCCACGAUUAAGGUUAAAUCGUGAAGGUGAAAAUAAGAUGAGAGAUCGAUCAUUUCUUCUCGAGUACUGUGAACUCCGUAAUCCUCUCUGUAAUACUCUUAGAAUCCUUAAUAUUGCCAAUACAGGUGUCACUGCUGCAGGGAUUCUGUUAGCUCUACAUCAUGUGCCUCGGAUACAGUCUCUAGGUGAUUAUGGACACAUGGGAAGAGCACUUGAAAUAUUAGACAGAGCAUGGACUGCAUCAACAGGAAACAGUGAUCCUCCAUCACCACCCAGCUUCAGUCUAAUUUCAGCAAGAUGCCAACGAACCACGAUAAGACGACUUGAAUUGCUCUCACUUUCUUGUCCCGCAUUGCAGAAGCUUACCAUUUAUGAACCCCAUCACCCACCCUCAGCACUACAUGUAUUCCCCCCCACACUUACUACCCUUCACCUCCUCAGCAUUCCCUCUGAUGUAGAUUGGAUUACUGGACUUUAUUCCUUCCUGGCAACUCCACAUGGGUCACACUUACAUGACCUUGCAUUACGCUUUUCCCUCAGUGAACAAUAUAUUUCACUGGACCUUAGCCAAAUCUUAAAAUCGUGCCCCAAUCUCCACACAUUAGCAGAAGAUGGUGCAGAUGUUGACUGGAAGAAGGAAUUUGAAGAUGACACAUUGAGUGUUAUCCCACCAUUAAUAAACUUGAGGAGCAUUCAGCUGGGACGUAUAGUGACAGCACACGCAUUGACUGAACUGCUGAAGCGGGCACCUGCUCUCAAAAUUGCACACUUCUACAGAUGCCCUGACCUGACUGAUGAACAUUUAAUUAGCCUUACUGCCAAACCAUCUAAUACUAGUCAUUGCUACUGGCAGGAGAAUCAGAAUUCACCUGCACAUCCCUGUCUGUCUCAGCACAUUGAGUGUUUUUACAUCUAUGAGGCCUCCCACAUAACUGCACCCGCAGUAGUUACCUUACUUGCACGUUGUGAUAAUCUUUUACGAACUGGCAACCUAAGUAAUUGGGGUCUUGACUGUGAGGGAAUACGGUGGAUACACAGCACAAUAUUGGACAACAAUCUCAAUUUAGAAAUCAACCCAGGAUCGCACUGGUUCUGUUCUCAGUGUUUUCCAAUCUCAUGACACAAGGUACUCACUCCUGUUCUCUGUGCAGGGAAAUGUUAGAAAAUAUAUGAAUUUAUUGCAUUUUUUAGUUGGUAUUUAAUGAUAGUGUCAGUUUCGAGACUAUGUAGAGAUGGUAUUAAAUUUUUGUUCUUCAAGCAUAUAAGAACCUUACUAUAAAUGUCACAUUUUUAAGCUCUGUUAUAUGUCAGUUGUGCCAUUAAUGUAUCAGCUGCUAUAAAAAUUACAGUUGUCACUUGUAGUUCAAUAUAAUUUUAGCUGAUUCUUCCAGUGCCUGUAAGGUUCAGGUGUUGUAUACAACAUACUGGAGAUUAUUUAUUCAAUUACUGCCUCUCAAAACUGGCUAAUAUGAAAAUAGUGCUCUGUGUCAAAGCCUGUACACCUCAUUUCCACAUAUGAUUGUUGAAAGUGUGUAUCAUUUCAACAUACUUUUGAAAUUCAAACUGCUGUCGUCAAUUUUGGCAUAUUUUGCAAGACUGAAAUAAGAUAUAAAUAAAAUGAAUAUUUGUUAAAUAGUUUCACAUAACAGGACAUUUUAAAGUAUUCAUUUAAUGUUAAUGUAAGAAUUUACAGCAUUUUAGUUUGUUCAAAGGCGUUUAUUUUGUAUUCAGCUUCUUUUCAUUCAUAUUUUUAUAUAGUGUGGUGGUAGAUAACUGGUCCGAUAUAUCCUGGACCUUUCUUUUUAGUGCUUCGAGCACUGAAUCCACUUCUAACUUGAACAGAAAAAGAAAUUUUGAACACAAAUCAUAUGCACAAAUUUUUCACUAUCUGUAUAUUCCAGUAACGGCAAAAUUUUUGUGUGUCCAUACAUGCCAAAGAGAUUCUAUGUUAUUAUAAACUGAAGAAGCAUAAGCCAUGGUUUGACGAAAGAUGCCCAAAAUUGAGAUAAAAGGAAACAAGCCAAAUGAACGGGGAUAACCUGAAGAAUAUAAGAAGUAAAGCCAGCAGACAUUUCAGGAAUAAAAAGAGGAAAUUUCUGAAAGACAAAAUCAGUGACAUUGCAACAGAGAAUAAGAACAAGAACAUCAGAGACUCAGGUAGCAUAAUAAAUGAAUUUAAGAAGGGUUGCCAACCUAAAACUACCUUAGCAAAGGAUCAGAAUGGUAAUCUGCUUGUAGACUUAAUGGAAGAAUUAUAGUUCAAGCGGUUAGUCACUGGUUUCCCACUGCAGUGGCCCAGUCUGGUCAAGUGGGA
Molecule: messenger RNA, 3285 nt
Organism: Cryptotermes secundus
Lineage: Eukaryota; Metazoa; Arthropoda; Insecta; Blattodea; Kalotermitidae
Exons: 2
Coding region: 220-2091 (623 amino acids)
Source: RefSeq, a predicted model, not a curated record